This is a messenger RNA of Paramuricea clavata, 2022 nucleotides long. NCBI's taxonomy places the organism in Eukaryota, Metazoa, Cnidaria, Anthozoa, Malacalcyonacea, Plexauridae. The record is from the annotation of a GenBank genome assembly.
AUGGUUGCAACUCCAAAGAAAAACAGUGUUGAUAGUACACAAGACAACCCAGAGGUCCUUGAACCAUUUGAUACUCUGCCACCAAGUGCUAUUGAAGAUGAAUGUCAUGUAUCAAACAGUGCAGCCGAUGGUAGUGGGGAUGAAGAGCCACCACAUCCUAGUAGAGAUGAAAGACUUGAAAAGCACAGGAUGCAAUGCCAGAACUUGAUCACAUAUCUAACCACGAAUGUGUGCCCGUCUGGAUUGACAAAAAAAGAAGUGAGGAAUAUAAAAAACCAAGCCAAAACUCACCAAUGGGACUAUUAAAAGUAAGAUAUUUAAUAUUAUACCAGUACAGUUAAUUUAUUUGGCUACACUGUGUAGCUAAAGAUAGUUGAGCACACUCUGUCGAACGUAAAAUUAUAUGGGAACCACAUUGUUUUCCUAGAACUGGAAAUACUGCAGAUUUCAAUUGAUUGAACAACAUUCGCCAAUGUUGUUAAGUGCAAAUUUUAACAGUAACAAGCAAAGUUCGAGUACCUAGUAUAGCAUGUUUACUGUCUGCAGUAUAGGAAGGAGUUUUGUUAACAGGAAAAUUUUGUCAAAGGAAUUAAGACCCGUUAAUAUUGAUAAAACAAUAGUAAAUGACCCAAUAUGUACAUACUUCUGAGGCCAUUCCAAGGGGUAGAGCCAAGGGGUAGAGCGAAGGGGGUUAACAUCCAGCUUCGUCUGCAGGGUUUUAUUCUUGAAUGACCCAGUCCCAUAUACUAAACUAUUUUUUGUUGUGUUUAAGGAAAAGAACUUAUCUAUGUUGGGGCAAAGAAAAAUUUGAGAAAAAAAGUUGUGAUGGAUGUCGAGGAGAUUUCAGAGAUUCUACAUCAGUACCAUUCCAAUCCAAUGGGUGGGCACAGUGGAAUAAAUAACAAUCUGGCAAAAGUAUCCCAGUACUAUAUUUGGAAUGGUAUUAAGGAGGAUGUAGUUGAAUAUGUAAGUAACAUAAAAGGAAAAUUGGUUAACCCUUUAAGUGGCAAUGCGCCCAGAUGCACCCUACUUUAUUGUUUUACUCUGUCUAACGCCAGGCUUAUUUUGAUAAACAUUAGGGAAAAUGAAAACAAGUGUAAAUUGCCUUUAUUAGUGACGAAACACUUUAGAUAAGAGGUUCUUAUGUUGCAUAAUUUUUAAACUAUGAAUUACUGGUCCAAAAGUAUCCCACAAAAGGCCACAAUGCAAUGUUCUUACCCGAAGCCCUGUGUAGCAUUUCCAAGGUCAAUUUAAAAUGUUUCAUGCAUUUUUUUACCAUUAUGCAAUUUGUUACUUCUUAGUGUAAAACUUGUGAUCGCUGCCAACGUUAUGAGAAACUGAAAACCCAAGCUCCAGAGCUUAAAUCAAUUGAAGUAAACAAGGCAUUAGAAUUGGUUGGAAUGGAUCUUAUUGGUAUGCUUCUAAAGAUGCUUAAAUUCAACUUCAUACCUUAAAUCAUGUGACUGAAUUUGUGACAAAUCUGUUUUUGAAAUAUUAGUUUUUCGUGAAUCUGUAACUCAAAUGCGAAAUAGAAUACUUACGUAUAAGAAUACUCAAGUAUUUCUGAAUGUUGAUCUUAAUUAAUAUAAUUAUAUCUAUUUUUAUUAAAGAUUGUCAAAUUAUUUUUAUUAUAUUUUCAAGGGCCUCUUCCUACUACUGAUGCUGGGUACAAGUAUGUCAUUACGUUCACUGAUUACUACACCAAAUUUGUGGACUUCUAUCCUUUAAAAGAAAAAGCAGCUGCUGGGAUAGCACGCUGCAUCAAAACAUUUGUUUGCAGGUACCGUAAAUAAAGUUUGUACAGUGCUUGAAAUGUAGGCUAGUAGCUCUCUAUAGGCAAAGCUUACCAUUACAAUGAUUAGGUACGGUAUGCUUGAAGUGGAAUACAGCCUUUAUUAAGGCAUCUAGUACAAUUGAUGUAAUAACAUAUGAUAAUGCUAAAAUGUUUUGUUUGAUUAUUCUUGUAGAUGGGGUGCUCUAUGCAGACUCCUGUCAGAUCAAGGACGUGAAUUUGUGGCUAAA